AUGGGUGGCCUGAUUGAGAUAUAUCUUGACAUCUCUUCGCUAUACAGCUACAUCGCGUUCCUGCAAGUGCUGAAGACGGAGGAUCUCCUCAAGCAGCACGACGUAGACAUAGAGAUCCACCCAGUCUUUCUCGCCGGUAUCAAUGCCGGCUCAGGCAACCAGCCGCCGUGGGUCCUCCCCGCCAAAGCGGCGCACGCGGGCUACGACUCGGCGCGGUCGCUCCGCGCCGUGGGCGUGCCGGCCGGCGCCGUCAGCCCGCCGGGGGACCUGAUGGAGGCGGGGCGGACGCAGCUGGCGCUGCGGGCGCUGGCGCGGGUGCGCGAGCGGCACGGCCGCGCGGCCUACCACGCCGCGUGGCGGCACCUGUUCGACGCCUUCUGGACGCGGCACGUGGCGCCGGCGACGCCCGCCGCGCUGGGCCGCGCGCUCGCCGCCGUCCCGCGCCCCGCCUGGCUCGCCGCCCACCCGGCCUACUACCCGUCGCUGACAGACGACGCCGCCGCCGAGCCCGCCGACUGGCACGCCGCGCCCCGCCCCGACGACCCCGCCCCCCUCUUCCCCCAGCCCGAGGUCGACGCCCUCGUCGCCGCCGCCGCCGCCGACCCCGCCCUCAAGGCCGCCCUCCGCCGCACCACCGAGCAGGCCCUCGCCCGCGGCGCCUUCGGCGCCCCCUGGUUCUGGGUCACGCGCCGCGGCCCCCCCGGCGGCGGCGACGACGAGGCUGCCGAGCCCUUCUUCGGCAGCGACCGCUGGGCCCACAUCUACGAGUUCCUCCGCCUGCCGUACCAGGAGCUCGCGCUGCUUCCGCCGUCGGGCGCGGCGAAGCUGUGAUGGGGGGGCUUGGGUUGGGUUUGGUGGGUUGAGGUUUGUCCGUU
Messenger RNA from Durotheca rogersii, 875 nucleotides. Its product is annotated as thioredoxin-like protein. Gene Ontology annotation, molecular function: glutathione transferase activity; glutathione peroxidase activity. Gene Ontology annotation, biological process: glutathione metabolic process. The transcript is spliced from 4 exons. Bases 1 to 831 code for a protein of 276 amino acids. Lineage: Eukaryota; Fungi; Ascomycota; Sordariomycetes; Xylariales; Xylariaceae. The record is from RefSeq and is a predicted model, not a curated record. Gene Ontology annotation, cellular component: mitochondrion; peroxisome.